AGAUCCAAUUAUGAUCCGCACAAGAGCCGCAUUCCUUCACAUUAAUCCGGGGAGGAUUGUCCAGCUCAGUCGGCAUUUGUCCCUUGGCAUGGAUUUCAUUUGGAGGAAUUGUAAUUCGGCGACGCCUGACCAGUCAUGGAUACGAGGUGUCUGGAACUUAUCCAGUCGGUGGAUAACACCACGACGCAUCACAUAGGACUAUUGGUUGUAAGCCCUAGUCCGACUGAAUUAGGAAAACAUGGAAGUGGACAAUGCCCACAAUCAGGGGCUGCGAAAACGUCGAUAAGCUCCAUCGUGGUCUUUUAAUUAGCCCGUAUUAGCAUGCUCAUUGGUGCUAAUACGAGAUUAAUUUGGGGGCUACAGCAUGAAAAAGGGGAUAGUUGGACCCAGUCAUUGGCCUCUUUUUUCAGCCUCACGCGAGAUAUAAACCGAAGCUGGACCCUGAUGACUCCCAUUUGAACCCCAUUCGUUUGAAAUAUGUCCAUGUAAGCUUGUUCGGAAUCCCCCGUAAACCCAACACUCGUUUAAGCGCACCGUGAGGGAACACAUCUCCCUUCCCUCCACCAAUGGAGCGCACCAAAUGGCUCGACGGCCUCCGCGGCGUCGCGGCGGCGAUCGUGGCAUUCGACCACUUCUUCAUGGGAGAGAUCUGGCACCCAUUCGUCUCCUUCUGGGCGGAGCCCCCAGAGGGAAAUCGUCGCUUCGUCCAACUACCCCCCAUUCGCGUGCUUUUCUCCGCCCAUGCCAUGGUGACACUCUUCAUGGUGAUCUCGGGCUACGCCAUCUCAAUCAACAUUCUGAAGUCCCGGCCUAGCCCGCAAUUUUAUACCCGCAUCUCCUCCGCCGUCUUGCGGAGAAUCUUCCGCAUUUACCUACCCGUCUUAGUGAUCGCGACCAUCAGUCAAUUCCUUUUCUUCUUCGAUUUAUACCACUGGACCUUUGACGAAGGCCUCCUCAAGGGCCUAAAACCCUGGACCUCCCCAUGGUCCCAUAUCAAAUGGCUGUUCCUCUUCCUGUCGGACAGCAUGAACAUCAUGGCCUACACAUACAGCGGCAACUUCAACGGCCAGCUCUGGACCAUGCCAGUCGAGUUCCGCGGCUCCAACGUCACCUUCCUUCUUAUAAUGGGCCUCGCUGCCUGGCGCCCCAAACUCCGCCUCUGGUUCCUUCCCUUCUUCGCCAUAUACUUCCUCUGGUACGGUCUCUGGGACCUCUUCAGCUUCAUCUGGGGCCUCUGGCUCGCCGAAAAGUCCGUCGCAACAACCCCCACCGAAAUCGACGACGAUGACGACUCCGAAAAACUUCCCCUAUUCCCCUUCUCCCCAAAUAACUGGAAACACCGCCUCCUCUCCCGCAAAAACUUCACCGUCGCCCGCAUCACCACCGCCCUAUCCUUCCUUGCAGGCUACCACCUCCUCUGCCUUGGUGACGACGGCCAUCUCUCCCCCGGCUACCAAUUCCUGGCGGCAAUACAACCCUCCAAAUGGAACAACGACUGGGGCGUAAUCCACUGGGCCUGGAAAUGCGUCGGCGCAGCCCUCCUCGUCUACGCGAUCAACGAGUCGCGCCUCCUCCAGCGGCCCUUUAAUACCCGGCCCGUGCAGUAUCUGGGCAAAAUCUCGUUCUCCUUGUAUUUGGUGCACCAGGCGAUCUACCAGAUGUGGCGGAAUCCGUUGCGGGACUAUCUGUGGGUGUUAGCGACGGGGACGCCGUGGCCAGGCAGUGUGGAGGCGCCAGUGCAAGAUGCUGUCGCGUUUCAUGUUGCAUGGUGGGCGUCGGGGGUUAUCCUGGGUACGGUAGUGCUUUAUGCGGCGCAUUAUUGGACGAUUUAUGUGGAUAAUCGGUGCGUGGCGCUUACGAAGAGGGUGGAGAAGUGGUUGACCUCUUAGUUGGGUUUAGUUAAUGUAAUAAAUGGGAUGUGUUUCUAUUUUUUAAAAGAUAUUGUGUUCUGUGUGAUGGUGUACAGUGUACAGCGGAUUGGAUACUGAAGGUCAUAGACCCUCG
Molecule: messenger RNA, 2004 nt
Organism: Aspergillus alliaceus
Lineage: Eukaryota; Fungi; Ascomycota; Eurotiomycetes; Eurotiales; Aspergillaceae
Product: acyltransferase family protein
Exons: 1
Coding region: 567-1889 (440 amino acids)
Biological process (GO): polysaccharide biosynthetic process
Cellular component (GO): membrane
Molecular function (GO): acyltransferase activity, transferring groups other than amino-acyl groups
Source: RefSeq, a predicted model, not a curated record